Molecule: messenger RNA, 450 nt
Organism: Geodia barretti
Lineage: Eukaryota; Metazoa; Porifera; Demospongiae; Tetractinellida; Geodiidae
Source: the annotation of a GenBank genome assembly
AUGAGACUCACCAGAAAAUGGUUCGCAGUCAUCAACCCCCUGAUGGCGCUUGCGCUCAGGUCUCCCCUGCACUUCCUGUUCAGCGACAACAUCAUGCUGCUUACCUUCACGGGGCGUAGCAGCGGCCGCGCCUACACGACGCCUGUCCGAUACAUCCGGGGCAACGGCGCUAUUCGCUGCUUCACUUCACAGAGAACGCGAUGGUGGCGCAACAUGAUAGGAGGCGCAAGCGUCACGCUGCAUGUAGGCGGCGAGACGAAGAACUGCAAAGCAGAGGCUGUCUUUAACGACCCGAAAGGCAUUCAACCCGCGCUUGACGCUUACCUGCGCCGUUUCCCGCAGGACGCCGUCUAUCACAAUGUGCGCCUGAAUGCGGACAGGACGCCGAACACAGCCGACCUUGCCCUCGCAGCGUACACGGCUGUCCUUAUAAGAAUAGAAGUAGGCUGA